Molecule: messenger RNA, 3180 nt
Organism: Manacus vitellinus (golden-collared manakin)
Lineage: Eukaryota; Metazoa; Chordata; Aves; Passeriformes; Pipridae
Gene: GRIK4
Product: glutamate ionotropic receptor kainate type subunit 4
Biological process (GO): monoatomic ion transport; modulation of chemical synaptic transmission; synaptic transmission, glutamatergic
Cellular component (GO): kainate selective glutamate receptor complex; presynaptic membrane; postsynaptic membrane
Molecular function (GO): transmitter-gated monoatomic ion channel activity involved in regulation of postsynaptic membrane potential; kainate selective glutamate receptor activity
Source: RefSeq, a predicted model, not a curated record
CUUGCUGGAGGUUUCUUUUGCAAGCUGUGCAAGGAAAAUAAGCCAAGGAGUCAUGUGGGCUGGCAAAGGCCUGGACACCUCGAUGCCAAGGAGCACUCAGCAAUCUGGGGGAGAACGGAGGAUGAUUUGAGGGACCUGGUCUUCAGGGAGCUCAUCAAAGGAGCAGCAAAGCAGAGUUAUGUCAUGCCCAGACCACCAAAGGGCUCCAUGAGGAUUUAUGGAAGAUGCCCCGUGUCUUGGCGCCUCUGGUGCUCCUUCUGCUGUGGCUGAUGAGGAUCUCUGCCAGCCCCCAUUCCCUGAGGAUUGCUGCCAUCCUGGAUGACCCCAUGGAGUGCAGCAGAGGGGAGAGGCUCUCCAUCACCCUGGCCAAGAACCGCAUCAACCGCGCGCCCGAGCGGGCGGGGAAGGCCAAGGUGGAGGUGGACAUCUUCGAGCUGCUGCGGGACAGCGAGUAUGAGACGGCAGAAACCAUGUGCCAGAUUCUCCCCAAAGGAGUGGUUGGAGUCCUGGGACCUUCCUCAAGCCCAGCCUCGAGCUCUAUUAUCAGCAAUAUCUGUGGGGAGAAGGAGGUUCCUCACUUCAAAGUGGCACCGGAGGAGUUCCUGAAGCUGCAGCUCCAGCGCUUCACCACCCUCAACCUCCAUCCCAGCAACACCGACAUCAGCGUGGCCGUGGCAGGAAUCCUGAACUUCUUUAACUGCACCACUGCCUGCCUCAUCUGUGCCAAAGCUGAAUGCCUUUUAAACCUGGAGAAGCUGCUCCGGCAGUUCCUCAUUUCCAAGGACACGCUCUCGGUGCGGAUGCUGGACGACAGCCGGGAUCCCACCCCUCUCCUGAAGGAGAUCAGGGAUGACAAGACAGCCACAAUCAUUGUCCAUGCCAACGCUUCCAUGUCCCACACCAUCCUGCAGAAGGCAGCUGAGCUGGGGAUGGCAUCUGCCUAUUACACCUAUAUCUUCACUAAUCUGGAGUUCUCCCUCCAGCGCCUUGACAGCCUGUUGGAUGACAGAGUCAACAUCCUGGGAUUUUCCAUUUUCAACCAGUCUCAUGCCUUCUUCCAAGAGUUUGUCCAGAGCCUCAACCAGUCCUGGCAGGAGAACUGUGAUCACGCUCCGUUCACUGGGCCAGCACUCUCCUCUGCCCUGCUCUUCGACGCCGUGUACGCCGUGGUGACGGCCGUGCAGGAGCUCAACCGCAGCCAGGAGAUCGGGGUGAAGCCCCUGUCCUGCGGCUCUGCCCAGAUCUGGCAGCACGGCACCAGCCUCAUGAACUACCUGAGAAUGGUAGAAUUGGAAGGUCUCACCGGCCACAUCGAAUUCAACAGCAAAGGCCAGCGGUCCAACUACGCCCUGAAGAUCCUGCAGCACACCCGGGCUGGGUUCCGGCAGAUUGGCCACUGGCACGUGUCUGAAGGACUCAGCAUGGACAACAGGAUCUUCUCCUCCAACAUAUCAGACAGUCUGUUCAACACCACGCUCAUUGUCACCACCAUCCUGGAAAACCCUUACUUAAUGCUGAAGUGGAACCACCAGGAGCUGGAAGGCAACGACCGCUACGAGGGCUUCUGCGUGGACAUGCUGAAGGAGCUGGCCGAGAUCCUGCGCUUCAACUACAAGAUCCACCUCGUUGGGGACGGGGUUUAUGGUGUCCCCGAGGCCAAUGGCACGUGGACAGGGAUGGUGGGCGAGCUCAUUGCCCGGAAGGCUGACUUGGCUGUGGCAGGGCUGACGAUCACGGCGGAGAGGGAGAAGGUGAUUGAUUUCUCUAAGCCCUUCAUGACUCUGGGAAUUAGCAUUCUCUACAGAGUUCAUAUGGGCCGCAAACCCGGCUACUUUUCCUUCCUGGACCCCUUUUCUCCCGGAGUGUGGCUCUUCAUGCUGCUCGCCUACCUGGCCGUGAGCUGCGUCCUCUUCCUGGUGGCUCGGUUGACACCCUACGAGUGGUACAGCCCCCACCCCUGCUCCCAAGGCCGCUGCAAUCUCCUGGUGAACCAGUACUCUCUGGGCAACAGCCUGUGGUUCCCAGUGGGGGGGUUCAUGCAGCAGGGCUCCACCAUCGCCCCCCAGGCACUGUCCACGCGCUGCGUCAGUGGAGUCUGGUGGGCAUUCACCUUGAUCAUCAUCUCCUCCUACACGGCCAACCUGGCCGCCUUCCUCACGGUGCAGCGCAUGGACGUCCCCAUCGAGUCCGUGGAUGACCUGGCUGACCAGACCACCAUCGAGUACGGCACCAUCCACGGCGGCUCCAGCAUGACCUUCUUCCAAAACUCCCGCUACCAGACCUACCAGAGGAUGUGGAACUACAUGUACUCCAAGCAGCCCAGCGUCUUCGUGAAGAGCACGGAGGAGGGGAUCGCGCGCGUGCUGAACUCCAACUACGCCUUCCUGCUGGAGUCCACCAUGAACGAGUAUUACCGUCAGCGCAAUUGCAACCUCACGCAGGUCGGGGGCCUUCUGGACACCAAGGGCUACGGGAUUGGCAUGCCCGUCGGCUCUGUGUUUCGAGACGAGUUCGACCUGGCCAUCCUCCAGCUGCAGGAGAACAACCGCCUGGAAAUCCUCAAGCGCAAGUGGUGGGAAGGAGGGAAGUGCCCCAAAGAGGAGGACCACAGAGCCAAAGGCCUGGGGAUGGAGAAUAUUGGUGGAAUCUUCGUGGUGCUCAUCUGUGGCUUGAUCGUAGCAAUUUUUAUGGCAAUGCUGGAAUUUUUGUGGAGCCUUCGACACUCUGAGCAGUCAGAGGUGUCGGUGUGCCAAGAGAUGGUGACGGAGCUGCGCAACAUCAUCCUGUGCAAGGACAGUUUCCAGCCCCGCCGGCGGCGCGGGGGGCCGGUACGGACUCGCCCCGUUAUCCCGGAGGAGCGCCGAGCCCGCAGCACAACCACGCUCAGCAACGGGAAGCUGUGCAGCGGGGGGGAGCCAGACCCCCUGGCACAAAGACUGGCACAAGAAGCCGCCCUGGUCGCCCGGGGGUGCACCCACAUCAGGCCGUGGCCCGAGUGCCGCCGCUUCCAGGGGCUGCGGGCGCGGCCGGCCGCGGGAUCGCCCGCGCGGAGCGAGGAGAGCCUGGAGUGGGACAAGACCACCAACAGCAGCGAGCCCGAGUAACGCCGGGGGAGCGGGGGGCGCAGGGGAGGGGGCGAGAGGGUCCUGUUCCAUUUUACAGAACACGGACUUGUACAAU